This is a messenger RNA of Paramuricea clavata, 1176 nucleotides long. Lineage: Eukaryota; Metazoa; Cnidaria; Anthozoa; Malacalcyonacea; Plexauridae. The record is from the annotation of a GenBank genome assembly.
AUGGAUGGUGUAAGAGAAACACUUUGCGAAAUUCGUUCAGAACAUUGGAUUGCGAAGGGAAGACAAUUUGUCAAGAAGAUUAUUGCAAAAUGUACUACGUGCAAGAGAUACGAAGGGGGAACUUAUCAAAUACCACCUCAACCAUCAUUACCAGAUUUUCGAGUUUCUGACGAUUUUGCCUUCACGCGAGUCGGUGUGGACUUCGCAGGUCCCGUUUAUGCCAAACCAAUCUUCCCAAAAGGUACGAAAUCACCUGUUUUUUAAGACGUAUAUCUGUCUAUUUACGUGUGCCUCGUCACGAGCAUUACAUCUCGAAUUGGUUCCAGAUCUAUCUACAAAGGCAUUUAUUCGCUGUUUACAGAGAUUCAUGUCCAGAAGAGGUAUCCCAAAAAUGUUUAUUUCGGACAAUGGAAAAACCUUUAAGGCAAACGAGCUGGCAGAAUUCGCAACCAGAAAUAACAUCAGCUGGAAAUUCAACAUUGAGAGAGCCCCUUGGUGGGGAGGAUUUUUUGAAAGACUUGUGAAAUCGGUGAAAAGGUGCCUGAGAAAAAAUGUUCGAAGAGCUACAUUGACGUACGAGGAAUUGGAAACAGUCUUAGUGGAAAUAGAGGGCGUUAUCAACAGUCGUCCACUGACGUAUGUGUAUAGUGACGAAGUUGUGAAGGUCCGUUAACACCUUCGCAUUUAGUUAUGGGUCGUCGCCUUCUCAGUCAAGCACCUGUCGUGAGAGAUGAGACUGACACUCCUGCGGGUAAUGGAAGUCUGUCGCGUCGCGCAACUUAUUUGAAGAAAUUAUUAGAACAUUUCUGGAAAAGAUGGAGUCGCGAGUAUUUGUUAGAGCUUAGAGAACAUCAUCGUGUCAAAGGAGUCAGAAGAAGUGCGAAGGCGAAUCCCAAGGAAGGAGAUAUAGUUUGCGUGUACGAAGAGAAAACUCCAAGGAAUCUAUGGAGAUUGGGAAAGGUCGAAAAACUUUUCAAAGGAAACGAUGGUCAGGUUAGAGCAGUUGCACUCCGAAUAUGGAACAAAGGAAAAAAAACAACGUUGCAGCGACCUGUUCAGAAAGUAUAUCCAGUCGAGGGAUCUCGCACUGACGAAACUACAAGUGUUCCAGUAAGAAGGUCAGAACGAGUUGCAGCUAUCGAAGCCAGGAAGCAGCAGAGCAAACGUGGACGAUAA